GUAAGAAUUAACAUUAUUUGUUAUUAUUUUUAGAAACACAUUUUCGCGAAGAUUGUCUCACUUAUUUUGAGAUGUCUUCAGAAGCAGGUGGAAAAGAUAAAGAUUCUGAAGUGAAUGGGACACCAGUAAAUCCAGCCGGUCUUAGGAAACCCCACCAAUCUACCCAAGAGAAACUUCGAAAUGAACUAUAUUCACCAAAAAAGCCCCAAAGCAAUCUCUCAGUUAAUGCGCCAGAAUUUGUACCUAGGAAGACUACGUUUUCUGUAACAGCAGCCGAAUUUGUUCCCAGACAGCAGCCCUACCCUCAGUAUUCAAAGAACCUAUAUGAAGACUUCCAGGAUUUACAGAUAGGGGAGUACUACACACCGAGCAGGGAGGAGGUCCUGAACAGUUUCCAGGAGACGCUGACCGCUCUCAUCAGUCAGCCCGGGAACAUGGAGGAACUGAUGAGGGUGGUCAUUGACCAGAUGAAACAGCUGUCAGAGUCAGAACAGUCCAUCCAGGAUAGUGUUAUAGAGAUGCUGUUUGAACAGUGUGUAACAGAACCCAAUUUUCGAUACACUGGUGCAAGACUUUGUAAGCUGCUAUGUAAAGAAUUAAAGUCCCAUCCCAUAUUUAAAAAUUUUAGAGGUGCAUUUCUUACAAGGUGUAAACUGACAGGGUCCACAAUAGAAGAUACAGCUUAUUUAAAUACUACAUCAGAAGGUUCUUAUGAUGAAGUGUUUCUACAGAUACGACAGUUAGAUACCUAUCCAGACCUAAAUAGAACUAGCAAGUGCUUAAUAAAAUCUGUGAUAGAUUUAAAAGAUAAUAAUUGGGGGAGAUCUAGAUCAUCAAAUCCUGUAACACCUGAAGAAUCUUAUCAACCAGUCUAUCAACAGGCAGCAGAAUUCACACAGAAUGAACCUGUAUUUUACAAUCAGCAAGGUCAGCCAAUAACAGCUGAGGAGGCUGGCUAUUACGACCAAGCGUACAACAGCUACCUACAGGAGGAGGAGGAAUACGCACGCUGGGAGGCGGAAGGAUUCGAGGAACAAAAUGCCUGGGUGGAGGGCGGCGACUACCAGGCCUGGUCAUCAGACCCUAACCAGCUGGAGUACGAUAAUGGAUACUAUCAAACGGGGCCAUACAGUGAAAACUACAUGGAUGAGGAGAUAGAAGCCGCCUAUGAAGAGUUCCUCCGACAACAACCUCCCCCGCCCCAAUAGCAGAGCCUGUCGACCAAUCAAAUGACGUCCUUUUGUACAUGUUGUCAAUUUUCAUUUGGACAGCCAAUAAGAAAGUGCUCGUUUACUUUUUAUUUUAAAAAGUCCAGAAUUAUGUUACAGUUCACACUGUGUUCAGUUGUUCCCUAACUGUUAAUGUAAAAGUUGCCUACAGAUGGUGUACAGAUGUAAAUAAUACAAUGUCCAGUUAUAUAAAUUACUCUGAAUUUAAAAGCAGUAUAAAAAAAAAGUAAAUAAAUGUGCCUUAAAAAAUUCUAAAAAAUGAGGCUUUAUACCAAAAUGAUUGUAGAAUGUCUUAAGGUAGUACAUGUAUUAGUAACAGCAUUUAACUGUUUUUUUAAUGAUGAAAAACCAUACCUAACAAAGUGAUAGAAUAAAAAAAAAAAUUCAAUGUAGUGCAAUAUCUCAACUAAAAGCUCAUGAUGGAAAGCAAAGUAAUGUUGUCUUAUGAGAUUUAAUGUGUAAGGCAAUGUAUUAUAAUAUCUUCCUUUUUAAGUUGAAGUUCAAUAAAACUGGAAAAAUCA
Molecule: messenger RNA, 1750 nt
Organism: Saccostrea cuccullata (small rock oyster)
Lineage: Eukaryota; Metazoa; Mollusca; Bivalvia; Ostreida; Ostreidae
Product: polyadenylate-binding protein-interacting protein 1-like
Exons: 10
Coding region: 72-1208 (378 amino acids)
Biological process (GO): regulation of translational initiation
Molecular function (GO): translation activator activity
Source: RefSeq, a predicted model, not a curated record